UCCAUGAAAAAACUAUGUUUCUAAGAAAAAAUUUAAAAAUUUGUUAAAUUGUAAUUUAUUUGUUUUAUUAAAAAAACAUGUUUUAUCGUUUUGAGGUUGAUAUAUUGUUUUCAUAUUAUGGUGAAGGAAUAUCGCCAAUUUUUACAAUGAAUUAUAUAUUAAUUUGAAUCAUCAUAAUCGUUGUGUCAUUUUUGGACCAUUUUGAACUUAUUGCUAUGAAAUUGAUAAUCAAACCAAAGGAAAGAAUAAGCAUGUUUUAUCUUCAACUUAAUUGAGAAUGAAUUAGAAUUCAAUCAAAGUUAUCAGUCUCUAUCCUAUCAACUCAUAAUUUCGUUAUCCAUUAUUAUCAAAAAUGAAUAUUUUAAACUAUAAGAAUGAUCAUCAGGAAUCUCAUCACCCUCAUAACAGCACGAAUACAACUACCAAUAUUGCAAUAACCGGCAAUAGUGUCACACAGAUUGAUCACCAUCCGAUCAUUGAUAGUUGUCAACUAUCCGAUUAUUUAUGUGGUUUUGGUGCAGCUAUUGUAAACGUAUACGCAACAUUUCCGAUUAAUAAAUUAAUUUUUCGCCAAAUGCUCCAUGGACAAUCGGUGCGUAAAGCUACUGCCACAUUACGAUCCGAAGGCAUUGGUCGUCUUUAUCGUGGCAUUGCCCCGCCAUUAAUACAACGUUCAAUCACAUUAUCGAUAAUGUUCGGAACAUUUGGUACCUAUCAUUCAUUAUUGGAUCAUUAUGCCGAUCAAAUCAUGCCAUCAUAUGCACGUUUUUGUCUGUCAGCUUUUUUAGCUGGUUCAACUGAAGCUAUCAUGUGUCCUUUAGAACGAGUGCAAAUGCUUCUACAGGAUGACCGCCUUCAUAACCGUUAUGCGAAUACAGUGGAUGCCUUUAAAAAAUUACAUAUUCACGGUAUAAAAGAAUAUUAUCGUGGUCUUACUGCCAUUAUUCUGCGUAAUGGUCCAUCAAACAUUCUGUUUUUUACGUUUCGAAAUAAAAUUAAAAAUCAUCUACCACAAAAUAUGGGCCACCACGAAUCCUAUAUGACUGAAAUGAUUAAAGAUUUUAUAUCUGGUUCGAUUGUUGGUGCAUUAAUAUCCACAUUGUUUUAUCCAUUGAAUGUGGUUCGGACCAGGAUGCAAACACAAUCACCUGGAGCAAAACAUUUAAACAUAUUUGAAGCGGCUAUAGAUAUUUAUAAUCAACGUGAUCGCAACUUACGUCGAAUAUUCCGUGGUGUUCACAUCAAUUAUAGCCGUUCAUUUUUAUCCUGGGGCAUCGUGAAUGCUUGUUAUGAAUUAUUCCAUAAGUUAUUUUUUCUUACAAAUCAACACAAUGAUGAUCAUAAUGACAGAUGAUGGUCAUCUUAAAAACUUAUUUAUGUAAAAAAAAAAUUGGACACUAAUCUAAAAUUUGAAUCGUAAAAUUUAUCGUUUGUCAUUACUAAUAGAAAAACCUAUAGCCGCACACAAAAAUUAUUUGUGAAUUGAUGAUAUCAUCUACCAAAAUUCUUCUGAUUGUAUCUAGUCUAUUUGUGAAUAUGAUAAUUUUGUUUUCAAUUAUUCAUAUUGUUUUUGUUGAUUAAUGUUGUUGUGUAAAUAGCUUGAAACCGAAAGAAAAUAAGAAAGACAGAAAGAAUAAACAAAAAUU
Dermatophagoides farinae (American house dust mite) is the source of this 1646-nucleotide messenger RNA. Its product is annotated as mitochondrial nicotinamide adenine dinucleotide transporter SLC25A51. Lineage: Eukaryota; Metazoa; Arthropoda; Arachnida; Sarcoptiformes; Pyroglyphidae. The record is from RefSeq and is a predicted model, not a curated record. Gene Ontology annotation, molecular function: NAD transmembrane transporter activity. Gene Ontology annotation, cellular component: mitochondrion.